GCGACGCCGGCCUGAAAUUCGUCCGCCGUGUAUUACUCUAGUUCCGAUAGAGAUACAGGUUCAAGGUUCAGUUCAAUCAUCCAGCACCGAGAUGUUCGGAUCCAUCAUCAACCGCCUGUCACUCGACUACUGGUGGGGACAGCGCGUUUGUCGGACACUUAUUCCAGCGAUCACUGCCGUGCAUCGAGCACAAAUCACUUGCUACCACCAGCAUUAAAAUGUCUAACAUUCAACUUGCGCCCACGCUGCUGGUCCUCCUCUUGGCGAUUGCCGCCUGUUCGGGUGGUAACGAUCAUCGUCACCUGCGAAGUGUCCUCGGUGCUUUCUUCGAUUCAAACCUACCGCAGGUGGUCAAUUUACCACACAGCACCUGUACGGGUUGCUCAAAACGUUAUCAAGUGGAAACAACCGCGGAUGACUUUCCGGAUGAACAGAACGCCAUCAAGGAAGUGGACCAUCACAGCAUCACAGCUUUGGAGAUUACAGCACUGCGUAUUGAAUACAUCAAGAAUCAAAUUUUGACCAAAUUAAGAUUGAAGGAGAAACCAUCUUCGAUGGCUCAAUUGCCGCAGCCUGUAGAGGAAGAAAACCUCGUCCCACAAAGACCCACAUUGGACAUCAAUGAUAUUCUAUACAGACACUACUCGGAUGAUUUCUACGGAAAGACCACAGAGGCAAUCAUCCUGCCCUUUGAAGACGAGGCAAAGUGCGUCCGAAAGAUUCGUAACCCGUCCGCUUGUGUGCCGUUCCAAAUGCCCAACGAUAUUGCCGCUUCAGAUGUGAGCAGCGUCGAGUUGUGGUUCUACAAGGAGCCCGAUGUACUGGAUACCCAUAAUCAAACCUUUGUGGUUUCUGAGGUCGCGCAUUGGGAUAGCAACAAGAGCUUUCAAAAGAACAAACCCAUCGCCAUCUUGGAGACCGAUCUUGAUGAGGGUUGGAUCAGAGUGGAUGUGACAUCUGUGAUUAAAAACUGGUUGAUGUAUCAAGAUUCCCCAACGCAUGCAAUCGCUGUAGCAUGUAAAACAUGCGGAAUGGAUAUGCAAAAAUCACCGAUUUCAUUCAAACCUUCGUUUAAACCUUUUUUGAUGAUCAGGACGUAUGCACCCCAACUUCCGGUGCCUGUAAUGCGUCGGCCUAAACGCAAUGCUCACAACUGCGUCGCUGGAUCAAACGAGUGCUGUCGUGAGAAUGUGUACAUCUCCUUCGCGGAGAUCGGAUGGGAUGAUUGGAUCAUCGAACCGAAGGGUUUCAACGCAUACUUCUGCAGGGGAUCAUGUCGCACCGCUGCGUCCCUUACAGUGUAUCCAUCAGAUUUGUACAGUAUACAACGGAGAGCCAUGUUUGGCAUAAACCGGACAAAGACGCAGACGAUUGAAUUACAACCGUGCUGCGCGGCAACACAGUAUAGUUCGUUGGAGCUGCUCUUCUCCGAGACGAACAAGACGAUUAGCAAAAAGAUCAUUCCGAAGAUGAUCAUUGAGUCGUGCGGAUGCAUGUAGUGCGCAGGCGCGUUCGCCGCUACAGUAUUCGCCGGUGUAAAAGACAAAAGACAAAUUGUGAUCUUUGAAAAGCUUACUGCAUUUUCUUCUCUCACGAAAAGCUUUAUUUAUUGUUUUAUUUUUAUUUUUUAAUAUUAUGCUUGUUUCGGAUGAUACGUGGAGAUAAUUAGCUAAAUUGUUGUUAGCGUUGCGUAAUUGAAAGUUGUUGAUGUGACUUGAUCUGUUUUUUUUUCUUAAUUUAUUAUCGUACUUUAUUUAUACGUUGUAUCGUUGUUUUUCAUAAAUAUUUUCGAAAA
This is a messenger RNA of Dalotia coriaria, 1795 nucleotides long. RefSeq names its product growth/differentiation factor 8-like. The record is from RefSeq and is a predicted model, not a curated record. Lineage: Eukaryota; Metazoa; Arthropoda; Insecta; Coleoptera; Staphylinidae. Gene Ontology annotation, molecular function: cytokine activity; growth factor activity. The coding region runs from base 219 to 1499 and encodes 426 amino acids. The transcript has 4 exons. Gene Ontology annotation, cellular component: extracellular region.